AUGCCGAGCAAACUAUCGAUCGUGGUGUUCAUCGCCUCUCCGCGAGACUACGCUCGAUGCCGACAUGCCGCGCUCUAUUUUGAAUUCUUCCAGGAUUCUUCUACACACACAUGCAAUGGCAUCAAAUCCCCGUCUGAUACCCAUCCCCGAUUGGAAGUAGAGCCGCAUCAGGAGCGUGAGAGUGGUUCUACGCCCUCGCGCACGCCCACCCCGGGCCUUUCGAGCGCCAGACUUCAAGACUGUCAAGAUGAUAUCAAAUCCUGCAUGAUGGAGGUGAUUGGAUCCCCAGGCUUCUUCACUUUCCAUGAGCGUCUCAAUACGGCUUUUCCUGUCGCGGCGGCAGGACUGGCAAGAGCGGCUUUCGUGGCAACCAUCCCAGACACUGUCUCCAUAUCGUCCUUGCGGGCAGUUGUGUCGGGGACACCGUUUGCUGGCCAGGAAAUUGACUGGAAUGCUCAGAACUGGGUCGGAGAUGCACUGGAGCGCUUGGUCACCGUGGGCUACUUGACUCCAGAGCAAAAGGACAAGGGACUUGACGAGAUGGUGGAUAUUAUACUCGAGGCGGCGGAUGAGGAGUCCGCAUGA
Molecule: messenger RNA, 585 nt
Organism: Penicillium diatomitis
Lineage: Eukaryota; Fungi; Ascomycota; Eurotiomycetes; Eurotiales; Aspergillaceae
Exons: 2
Coding region: 1-585 (194 amino acids)
Source: RefSeq, a predicted model, not a curated record